GAGCUUGGCACCCUGGGGUUUGAAUGUACCCUUGAAGAGGUUGAUCUUGAAGAUAUCACUGAGGAUCAAAUCAACACGAUAAAAGCUUGCACAUCUGAAGAUCCAAGGACUGGAAACUGUCCUGCACUGGAAAGAUCUGCUUUUGAUACGAGCCAAUGCCUGCAGGGCAUCUACGAGGAUCUGAGUGCCUACAGGGCAGAGCUGACGAACUUCAGUGAUCAAAAGCUGCUGGCAACUAUUGAUGAAAUGAUGAAAGCCCUGAGGACCGGCGGCAGCAGCGCGCCGCAGCCGGCGGCGGGCGCGGGGCUGACCUCCUUCAAGGAGAGGAUGAGGCUCUGCAGCGUCCUUCACGCCUUCCGAAUCCGCACGGUCACCAUCAACAGGAUGAUGAACUACCUGACCUCUCCCGAGAGCUCCCUGUAA
Molecule: messenger RNA, 423 nt
Organism: Leptosomus discolor (cuckoo roller)
Lineage: Eukaryota; Metazoa; Chordata; Aves; Leptosomiformes; Leptosomidae
Source: RefSeq, a predicted model, not a curated record